AUGCUCUUUGAACCUUCGGGGGACUUACGCGUGGAUUAUAGCGCCUUCUGCCACACGCUACGAACCACGGAGAGGGAGGAGGUUUAUCGCUCAUUGAUAACGAACACGCAACAGAAAGCGGAGAGGGAGACAAAGCACUCUCUGUCACCAGAGGACGAGGCGAUUCUCCUUCAAUGGGAGGAACCCAAUCGAAUGCAAACACUGCAACAAGAGCCCUUACCGGAGGUUGAGAAGGCCAAAGAAAACCCCACUUCCAAGCGUCACGGUACCGGAGCGAAGCGUGAGGGCGCGACCCCCUCCAGAAAGAAAAGCGAACACAACGAUACUUCUCCCUCAAAUCCUCAGCCGCCGCCUCCACCAACUGUUUUUUACAUUCUAAUGCGUCACCUCAAGUUUUGUCUCAACGAACGAGAUAUGAAGCCCCUUGCUCUUGCCAUACCGUAUUGCACUUCGCUGGUGUCCGUUGAGUUCGUGGGGUGCGGCUUAUCGCGCGAGAGCUAUUUCCUGCUUGUGGAGGCAUCGUAUAAGAGUCGCCGCUUAGUUUCUAUGACUGUCGACUUCAACUGUGCCCCUAAACCAGGAUUUUACGAGGACCCGACGAUUGCUAUUGCGCCUGUGGAAGUACCGAAGGUAAGAGAAUUGUUUCCAACAGAAAAGAAUGUUCCCAGCGUACGGUUUGAUGAUCGUAAGCGGGCCCCUUCCAGGGAUCUAACCUCUUUGCACACAGAGUCUGUAGUGACCAGCAUUCGUGCGGACGGACAGUCAUCUGGAGGUGCAGCAUCGGAGGCUCUCCCAACUUUUUCGCCAUCUGCGUAUCGUGGGCUUAACAAUGUACCUUCGUUGCUUGAUCUUCAAAUACGUGAGGAGAGGGAGCGAAAGGGAAAGACAGACUCCAAGAAGCAGGCGCAGCUUCAACAGCAGCGCGAAACGCUUGCACAAUUCGAUAGAGAAAACCGCAUCCCGGUCCCUCCCGGGUGGCCGGCUGCGCUUCUCACUGGCGUGAAGCAUUUGAGUCUCCGAGGGAACGGUAUUAGUGAUAGAGAUGCCAUCCUAACAGCUUCAUUGCUCUCGGCUCAUCCCCGUAGUGAGCUGAUAAGCCUCAAUCUGUGGGGAAAUAACAUUUCCGAUGAUGGCGCUGUAGCGCUUGCGCGGCUUUUGAAGAAGAAUCGCACGCUGCAGGUGCUUGACCUUGGGCACAAUGACAUUGGAGACAGGGGCCUUGCUGCCUUGGUUGACUGUUUCAGAAUACAAGAAAUGCCCGCUGAGGAACUGCCAGCGUACCGAAAGCGGCACCUGUCACGUUACAACGCCACUGCGAAGGAGAAGAGCAUGAUAUCAUCCUUGCCGCCGCCAUACCCAAGUUACCAAGAGUUAUACAACACUUGGCACUUGUGCAGGUACCCCACCCCUGUAGAGGACAGGCGGGAGUCAAAGAAGGGACUGCAGGCCAAGGCGAGGAAGGCGGAGCCGGCCCCCGCUCGACCGACGGCCCCAUUUGACCGCGACUGCUUUCGUUUGGACGAUCCCCCGCGUGUUCGGGCUCCUGGCAACACGGUUCUGCGCUGCCUCAACCUUGGAAACAACAAACGCCUGACAUACGAAGGUGCUGUUGAAGCUCUGCGUGUGUUGUCGCUGCAUGAGCCGAUCGAUGAUGCAGACAUGGCGAUGCUACGGCACUGCGCUGUGAAGCCACCGGAACCUUAUUGUGUCUCCAUCUCAUUGAGCAGCUUCGUUGUGCAUCAUGCUGGGGAUAACAGGCUUCUGGACGUACAGAACGACCUGAGCAAGUUGUUGCAGUAUCGGUUGGAGCGGCUUAGGCAACUUCCUGUUGAUGACGCCGCGCCAGUGGAGGACGUGAAAAAACGGUCGCCGCGCGGUAAGAAAUGA
Messenger RNA from Trypanosoma brucei brucei TREU927, 1887 nucleotides. RefSeq lists its product as hypothetical. The record is from RefSeq and is a predicted model, not a curated record. The transcript has a single exon. Gene Ontology annotation, molecular function: protein binding. NCBI's taxonomy places the organism in Eukaryota, Euglenozoa, Kinetoplastea, Trypanosomatida, Trypanosomatidae. Bases 1 to 1887 code for a protein of 628 amino acids.